AUGUCUAUGCUUCCUGGCCCUAUGGCCAUCACGGCCCCGACAGAACAGAUCAACGAGUCAGGUCUCGACUCCGAUGAGGUUCGCAAGAUGUCCCUGAGUGCCAACCACCCUGGUGUGCGCCAACGUCUAUGGGGUUUGCAAGCGCGUCUGGACCCAACCGUCACCUAUGAGGAAUUCACCUACUGGGCCAAGGUUGAGCGUGAGAUGGAACUCGAAGAGGGUCGUCGCUACAACGCUCUUACUGCCGGCCAGGGAAUGUGGGCAUCCAUCAAGGGCUACUUUGACCUGAACCAUAUUGAGAAGAUCAAGAAGAUUGAGGCCGACAACUCCCGUGCGCUGCAGAGCCACGAGGAGGUGACCAAUUGGUCCAAGGAUGAGAAGGAGCCCGUCGUCAAGGAUGAUGACGGUACCACCCCGAUCGAGCCUAGCCACACCCACGAAUACGAUGCCGAAUGGCGAACAGCUGCCCGAGCCCUGCGUACUGCUAGCUGGGGAGGUAUCUUCUACUUGAUUACCACCGAUAUUCUGGGUUGGGGUCAGACUCCUUACGUCUUUGCCAACACUGGUUACGGACUUGGUGUCGGUAUCUUCAUUCUCAUGGGUCUUGCUGCCGCUGGUUCGGGAUGGAUGAUCUGGAGAACCUUCCUGGGUUUGGACUCGUCUCGUUUCCCCGUUCUCAGCUUCGGUGAUCCAUACUUCCGUCUCUUUGGUCCUGGUGCUCGCCACUUCAUCAACAUUACCCAAUCCCUCCAGAUGUUCCUUACCGUCGCUGUCGUCCUGCUUGGUCAGACCUAUCUGAUUGCCCAGCUCGCCGGAAGUGUCAACCUUUGCUUCAUCGCCUGCGGUAUUAUUGGUUUGGUUGUCAGUAUUGCCAGUGGUUACAUGCGAUCCCUUAAGCACCUUGGUUGGUUCUGUAACUUGUCGGUGUGGAUCAACGUUAUUUCCUUCAUCAUCAUCUGCGUUGCUGCGGCCAAAUACGGACCCGAUCCCACUGCUGCUGUCACCAGCGGUAUUUUGCCCAAGUCAUGGGCAACUGACCCCGUCCCAGUCAAGACCUUCGUUGGCACCCCUCCUGCCGAAUACCAACAGACUGAUUCGAACCUGUUUGCUGCUCAGUUCAACGGAAUUAACAGCAUGGUUUACGCCUACUCCGGAGCUCUGCUGUUCGUUGCUUUCCUGUCUGAGAUGCGCCAGCCUUUGGACUUCUGGAAGGCCGUCUUCCUCGCCCAGGGCUUCAUUACCGUUAUCUACGUUUUCUUCGGUGCCUUCGCCUACUCCUACUACGGACAGUACAGUUACUCCACCAUCACCCAGACCGUCAAGCCACUGAGCCUCCAAACCGUGAGUAACGUGCUCUCCCUCAUCACCGGCUGGCUCGCCGUCUUCCUCUACUUCAACGUCGGCAUGAAGACCGUAUACCUCGAAGUCUGCCAGGAACUCCUCAAGGCCCCCCCAAUCACCACCAAGAAGGGCAAGUACUUCUGGUGGGGUCUCGGUCCCUUCUACUGGAUCCUCGCCUUCAUCAUCGCCAUGUCCGUCCCCCAGUUCAGUGCCUUCACCAACUUCGUCGGAGGUCUCUUCAGUCUGAACUUCACAUACUCCUUUGCCGGUGUCAUGUACUUCGGUUACGCCGUCCAGGAAGGUGCCAGACUCCCCGGUGAGGGAUUCGACCCCUACACCGGUGAGACCACCCGCUUCGACAACGGUAUCAAGAGAUGGACUCGUGGUUUCAUCAAGAACUGGUACAUGACCAUUCCCAGUCUUAUCUUCACCCUUGCUGGUUUCGCUGCUUCGGGUAUGGGUACCUGGGCCGCUGUCAAGGCUCUCGAGGCCGCUUUCGGCCCUGGUGGCUCGGUUUUGAGUUCUUGGACUUGCACCAACCCUUACUACACUGGUUAA
This is a messenger RNA of Penicillium verhagenii, 1899 nucleotides long. RefSeq lists its product as uncharacterized. The record is from RefSeq and is a predicted model, not a curated record. The transcript has 4 exons. Gene Ontology annotation, biological process: amino acid transmembrane transport. Gene Ontology annotation, cellular component: vacuolar membrane. Gene Ontology annotation, molecular function: amino acid transmembrane transporter activity. NCBI's taxonomy places the organism in Eukaryota, Fungi, Ascomycota, Eurotiomycetes, Eurotiales, Aspergillaceae. Bases 1 to 1899 code for a protein of 632 amino acids.